Molecule: messenger RNA, 9136 nt
Organism: Bombyx mori (domestic silkworm)
Lineage: Eukaryota; Metazoa; Arthropoda; Insecta; Lepidoptera; Bombycidae
Gene: Cirl
Product: latrophilin Cirl
Exons: 25
Coding region: 1145-5686 (1513 amino acids)
Biological process (GO): cell surface receptor signaling pathway; adenylate cyclase-activating G protein-coupled receptor signaling pathway
Cellular component (GO): plasma membrane
Molecular function (GO): carbohydrate binding; G protein-coupled receptor activity
Source: RefSeq, a predicted model, not a curated record
GUAAGAAAGAAAAAAAAAACAAUAUUGUUCCGUAGCAGUUUUUAUUGUUUCCAAGUAUUUCGCAGUAUUUGGAACUGUUUAUGUUAUGUUAACGUUUUCACUUAAGUACUACGGGAGAUUUUAUUAUGUUUGAAAAUCAUAAGAGGUAUUUAUAUUGCCAGCCAUUGGACACUUUGAACGUAAUUUUUUGUUAAAAUGAUUUUUUAUGAUGAUGAUGAUGAUAACAUGAAAUAAAAAAUUUCAAUAAAUCUAAUAUUGUUCAAUUAUCUGGUCCAAAACCCUAUGCCCCCCAAGUGGCCUCAAGAGUGCCUCAAAAGUAUAGCCCCAUAUCAAUCUCUCUUGGGCUAACCGCUUUAUUUCGGAAGAUAUUAGCUUGAUUGCCUUUGUCUCAACUGGCCCACUGCGCUUGCCCUGGGGGUCCACUCCAGGACUUGUCUCGGGAUAUGUAUGGGCUCUCUCCUGAGAGUAUGGCCUAUUCAUGUUACAUUAUUGGUUAGUAAGAUAAAAUUAAACGAACUCAUAAAUUCCAAUUAAUAAAAUUACUAAAUAAAAAUUACCGUUCUUAAUCAAUCAACGUUGUAUAAAACACGUCCCACAUAUGAAGGAUUCGCGUGAAAUCAAUAUAGCUCGCUAAUUAAUUAAUUUAAGUUCGUUUCACAUUCACACUUUACUGCUUGUCAAUGAAGUGGACGUAUUAAUUGUAAUGUCAAUUAUUAAAUGCUGUAUUUUCAGUGAUCAGGUCAAAGUUAUUCAUAAGAUAAAAGGCGAUGUAAACAAAAAAGUUUGCGAUAGUAGUUAGCACGAUAUUUGAAGUCGUCGUGGCCUAACGGAUAAGACGUUCGGUGCAUUCGUGUUGAGCGGUCUACCCGAUGAUAUGUAGGCGAAGUAAAAUGUCCCUUAGAAAUAAGGUGACACUCUACAAAACUUGCAUACGCCCCGUCAUGACCUAUGCAAGUGUAGUGUUCGCUCACGCGGCCCGCAUACACUUAAAAUCCUUUCAAAUUAUUCAAUCCCGUUUUUGCAGGAUAGCCGUCGGAGCCCCGUGGUUCGUCAGGAACGUCGACCUCCAUGACGACCUGGACUUAGAGUCCAUCAGUAUGGAGUUGUGAUAUUCGCUUAAGAUGAAUCCACGAGAUGGCAACCAAUGGAUUUGACCUCAGAAACUAAAAAACACAAAAUGGCUUUAGAGCCCUUAGAAAAGGCUGUUUCGACGAAGAGGACGGGCUUAGAGGAUCUGAAAUCUCUGCUAGAGGACAGAGGGGGAGAUGAGACGGACUCUAGUGAGGGACGUGUACAUAGACUUCUUAGUGCGAAAACGAAUAUAAAGUGCUUUAAUAGGUUAAAAACAAUGUUGUUUCUACUUGUGAUGGUUGUUUUCGACGGGAGGAUGCUCGCUGAAGCCAGGAGUUCAGAGCCACGAUAUGAGACAGCGUACGCCUGUGAAGGGAAGACCCUUAAGAUAGGCUGCGGCGAGGGAUCCGUGAUUCAUCUAAUAAGGGCGAACUACGGUCGUUUCUCGAUAACGAUAUGCAAUGACCACGGGAACACCGACUGGAGCGUAAAUUGCAUGUCCACGAGGAGUUUGAGGGUUUUGCAUAGCAAAUGCAGCAUGCACCAGAAUUGCAGUAUAUCGGCCAACACGAAUAUAUUUGGUGAUCCGUGUCCUAAUACGUUGAAGUAUUUAGAAGCGCAUUAUCAAUGUGUGCCGGCUUCAACAACAAGCACGACCAACAGACCGUCUCCUCCCUGGCUAAUCACGUCUCCUCAAACGGUGUGGAGGUCCACCAUCGCUCCGCUACCGAAGAACCCAGUCCAAACGCAGAAUGAGAGGAAGAAACCAACUGUGAUCACACCGCCCACAUUCAGGCCUCACAUUACUUUACCUCCAGAAGUAAAGUUGGGCGACAUUGGGACCAAGAAGACAACUCUAAGACAACCAGAUACAUCGUCGGAGAAGGAGCCUUCAGUGAGCCCCAAGGACGUCAUUCCUGAAGAGAAAGAUGAAACACCCAAAGAAGUUGAACUAGACCAAAACCAAAGAAACGACAAUCCUGCGAUAGAAGAAGAUCCAGAACCAGUAACUGAAGAACCACCUAAAGAAGAUGAUUCCGAUUUGACUGUAUCAGUCAAUUCACCACCAAAAGACAAACAUGAUAUUCUGCAAGAUUUAUUCCCAACGAAAGAAAUAAAAGCAAUCGCCCGCCACGCUUACUGUCCUCAAGUGACAGCUAGAGGCUUACUGUGGAAUUGGACAUUGGCGGAGACUUAUGGGGUGCAGCCGUGUCCUGGUGGAGCUACCGGACUGGCUCGAUGGAAAUGCACACUAACACCACAUUACUACGUUGGAGACGAAAAACCAAGAAGACGAACGGGUCUACCCUCAGGAGAGAAUUUCCAUGAUUUAGGUCUAGACCAACCCGUGGACAAGCACUUGCAAUUGGUCCGACGGCUGGGCUCGGAAGUGCUCCUUAAAGGCCGCAAUGGUGACACGCCAGAACUAAUGGUCGAUUAUAGAGGGAGCAGCCUUCCUGAUGCUCAGGCAUCUAGUGACAACUCUCUCAUCAAUGUUGAACAGAUUUACACAGAUUUAGUACCAGAAUGGCAUGGAGCAUCACCAGACCUUAGCGAGUGCAGAUCCGUAUGGCUGAACAAUUUGGAAGCGAGGGUCAGAGAAGGAGAAUCGCUACUUAGUAUCAGCAAUGAUUUGGCACAGGUAACAUCUUCGAAGACCCUCUACGGCGGAGACAUGAUGACAACUACGAGUAUCAUGAAGAAGCUAGCCCAGCGGAUGUCGCAGAACAUACAAAGCUUCCGGGACCCGAGCCAAAGAGAAGCUCUCGUUACCGAUAUGCUGCUUGGAGUUAUUAAAACUGGAUCGAAUCUUCUAGAAGAGAGUCAGCGAGCGUCCUGGGGCGACUUGAGCGUGGAAGGACAGAACCGCGUCGCCAGUGCACUGCUCACGCACUUAGAAGAAAACGCCUUCUUACUAGCAGAUGCCGUUUCAAAAGAGAAAACAAUUUUACAAAUCGUCAAAAACAUAUGCCUCUCCGUGAGAGUUUUGGAAGUGAAAAACGUAGAAGAUGAAACAUUCCCAUCUGUGAUAGCCCAAGAACAGUGGAAGGCUUCAGAAGACAUCAUUACGAUACCAAAAGCUGCUUUAUUAGACAACCGACAAAACGAUCUGGUCAGGAUUGUAUUCUUCGCGUUCGAUCGCCUCGAAGAAAUUCUGCCCCCGACCUUCGGCAAGACCGCCCCUCACUACGCGCCCCACCGCUCCGAGGUCGGGGGGGCGCCCGCGUCCUCCACCAGCAUUAACUCUGAGAAGGAAAAGAAAAAUAUCACAAGGCUACUGAAUUCCAAGGUGAUAUCCGCGAGUUUAGGGAACGGCCGCCAUAUCCAGCUCUCGCAAAUGGUCAAAGUCACCAUGAAGCAUCUGCAAACGGAGAACGUAACCAAUCCCGCCUGCGUGUUCUGGGAUUAUACUUUGCAUGGCUGGUCCCCUGAAGGUUGUGAGGUGGAGUGGACGAACUCGACUCACACCGGCUGCGCGUGCUCCCACCUCACGAACUUCGCCGUCCUGAUGGACGUUCACGGCGUGGCCCUCAGCGCUGCCCACGAGCUCGCCCUGCAGACCCUGACGUACGUCGGCUGCGGGAUAUCCACUGUCGCUCUGUCUGCUGCCAUGAUCGUGUUCACCUGCUUCGGGAACACUAAGUCGGAUCGCAGCUUAAUCCAUAAGAACCUAUGCGCCUGUCUGCUUGUCGCCGAAGUAGUGUUUCUGGCCGGUAUCGAUAAAACACAGAAUAGAAUAUUCUGCGGGAUCAUCGCUGGGCUGUUGCACUAUUUCUUCUUGGCGGCCUUCGCUUGGAUGUUUCUAGAAGGGUUCCACCUGUACGCGAUGCUGGUGGAGGUGUUCGAGCCGGAGCACCCUCGCGCGCGCUGGUACUGCGCAUGCGCGUACCUGGCGCCGGCGCUGGUGGUGCUCGCGUCGGCGGCCGCGUACCCCGGCGGCUACGGCACCGCCCAGCACUGCUGGCUCUCCACCGACCGCAUGUUCAUCAUGAGCUUCGUCGGACCCGUCACCUUGGUUUUGUUGGCCAACUUGAUAUGUCUGAGCAUGGUAAUCUACAUGAUGUGCACUCACUCCACUGUGUCGCUGAAGGCCAAAGACGAUUCCAAGCUAUACAAGAUCAAGGUCUGGUUGAAGAGCUCCCUCGUUUUAGUGUUCUUGUUGGGCUUGACUUGGGCUUUCGGUCUUCUCUACCUAAACCAGCAGACAGUGGUCAUGGCUUAUGCGUUUACCAUCCUGAACUCCCUCCAAGGGUUGGUCAUCUUCAUAUUCCAUUGUCUCCAGAAUGACAAGUUCCGCAACGAAUGCGCUCGUCUGAGUCGUCGCCACCGCUGGCUCUCGUGCUGCUUGUACUGGACGGGGCAGCCCUCGGAGACCCUUCAGCACAACAAUGGACCCUCGGGGUCCAGCUCGAACCACGUCGACACGCGCCAGGGCUCCGUCAAGAGCAGGAGGUACCACCAGGCAGCGCCGCCUGACGACGAAUUGGACCCCAGAGAUGUGACGAGCUACAACAUACAUCCGGAAACGAGAUGGAACGUACGCCCGACCGCGCCGAUAUACGUGCCAAACGACGACGCAAGAUCGAUCCGUGUGCCCACUCCGCAAAACAUCCCCCACAGUGCGUCGCACUCACAUAGCAUCGCGUCUAUGCAUAGCUACAGGGCGAUGGAAAUACCGAACGAUUAUCAAAAUCUGAGGUCGCGUUCGCCAUCUUGCUUUUCGAACAAAAUGGCGGCCUCGAUUGGCGCGAACGAAUGGGCGGGCAGCAAUGCCGGUGCCAGUGUAUGGAAGAACACUUCUUCUAAACACCACGUUGGGAACACUUCAACGCUACCGCAUCACGACACUCUCUCCAGGCAACUGGCGCCCCCAAAUCAUCUCCACAGCCCUUACGAGUGCGAACCGGUGGCUCCUGGCUCACCGCGCCACAUGAAAGACGAAGAAAGCCCCCUCCAUCAUCAAGGAUACCAGACCACGCGGAGCUACAACCACGACUUCCGGAACCCCCACGUCUACAUGUCCCAGCACUCGCCGGGAAGUCAAGAGAUGAUUUUUCGGAAGCAUUACAAGGACGACCGCAGGAAACACCACCAUCACCACGGAAGCCAGAACAUGAACCACACGUAUUCGGAGAUAGCGUCCCAACAGGGCCGGAUGUACAGGCGCGGAUCCGAACAGGAGUUCCGCGUGAUCCAGGACGAUCCGGUUUACGAGGAGAUAGAGAGAAACGAAACGAUGAUGUCAGACGUGUCCGACGACAACUCCGGACCGGACUGCAGACAGAAUGUAGGUCACCACGGCUCAUCUAGCUCCAAGUUUUUUGGGGACCACCGACCGCUGAUAUCGUACAGCCCAGGCGAGAGGCACCACCACGACCCGGAGCAUUACGGGAAGUACGGUAAAUGGGACACGUUAGAGCGCUACGAUCCGAGGCAUUACGAAAGCGGUCGGCUGAUGCACCAAUACCACCAGCCUCAAGAGAACAUGAGGGCGCUUGCGGCCGUCCUCAACGGGGAGAACAACGUCGUCUGCCAUUUGGAGCCUCACAAUUCUUACGACGUGUACCAGCCUCAGAGCGGCAACCCCAGGACUGUAUCCCAGCCCAGUUUCUGAACAGUGCAUAUGUGAUUGUGAGACUUCUCAGUGAAAGCAUUAGGUACUUUUUAAAGACUUCGUUCUGGCUUAGACGAGUGGAAGAAGCGGCCGUCGCUGACGUCACUCGUCUGAGUCCAAAGCACGAAUCGGACUGUACAGAAUAUAGUGAAAUGAAUUUUUCUAUGGAGUUAGAUUUAGUGUCAUAUAGCAACACGAUAAGUGAUAGAGUUUACGUAGAGAACUUGCCAUAAACAUGGACUUCAAAUAUAUUUAUAGUAACGUAAAUUAAAAAAAAAAAUCACUUUUCCACUGUGAUCCUAUUUAAAUGUAUGUAAAGCUCAAGUUUCAGUGUUGCGACCAUUUUGUUUUUUGUUUUUUUUUUUUAUAUAUAUAUGUAAUAAAUGGAUUUAGCAAUGUGUACAGUUAGUGUAGAGUAAGUAUGUUUAGUACUUCCAGCGUGUCCUUACUACUGUUACUUACUACCUUUAUUAUCAUGGCAUUUUAAUGGCAUUUUUGAUGUAGAUAAGAGAACUGUGAUCCUUUUUAUAAUUUUACUGUCUUAAAGCUUUUUUAAAAAUAAAUAAUAGCUAAAAUUCCAAUAAUAGUUAAGAUUUAUCUUGUAAAGAAACUAAAAUGCUGUGCAAGACGGAAUGAUACCUCAAAAUCAUGAUUGUUGUUUGUGACCUAUUUGGCAAACUUCGCUUGAUAACCAUAACCGAGAUAAAUAUUGUGACGUUGGGGGCUCGGGAGGGGCGUUGGGAACCGACGCACACGACAUAUGCAACAUAAGAUACAUCUCACGGUUAUACAAAGCUUAACAUAAAUAAAUCUGACUCGAAUAUUACGUACAUGCAUGAAUUGACUCUUAAAAGAUCAGGAUCUAUUCAGUGUUCCAUGCUGACUAGUUUUGAAUUCAUUCUUCUGUAUAACUCAGACAUAGCUUUCCUAUAAAUCCAUAUAUUUCUGUCUAGUGUCCCUUGUCGCUAUCCAGGACUAUAUGCAAGAAACCAUGUCAAUAGCCUUACGGGAGAAGGAUUCAAUUUAGUUUGUAUUAUCAUAGGAAAAUUCUAAAAUAUCCUGAUGUCGCUUCAUAAAAGUCUACAGUAUCGACAGCCCGCUCAUUACGUAUGUACUUUUAAUAAAUUAAAAAGGUCUGUAAUAUAUUUGUCACAAAAACAACAUUUUUCGGGUAAUUAAUUAAUUUAACAAAAUGAAUAAGUUAAUAUAUUAUUUUUCGCGAACAAUCAUCACUGCCACGAAAAUGUAACGGUUAGUAGCAGUUUUUUUUUUAUAUAUUUAAUUCCUCUUUUGACAGCUCUUUAUUUAUUUUCCCUUUGAAUGGUAUUUAACAUAAGUCCAUCCAAACUUAUAUAGACUGACACCGUUUGAUGUUGUGCACUUUCCUGUAUAUUAGAAGUUAGUGUUUACUUAAAACUAUUACGUCUUAAUCAAAGUAAAGUAUCGAAAGGAAAAAAAAAUGUUAUGUAAAAUGUAUACAUAGUUAAUAGUAUUGUUGGCAGAAAAGUUAUUUCACUAAACAUUGUGUUACAACUUCGCGAAAUCGAAGGUAGCUUUCCUAAAUCGUGACGUGACAUAAAAACUCUGGGGCUUAAAUAAGAAAUGAGAUAGAAAAAAAAUGUUUUCCAAACGAGGCAGUGUGAUACAUUUAGAAACGGGUUAAAAAAAAACUCCCACGAGCUCGGAUACGUGUAGUUUUAAAGGCUAAAAAAAAAACACCUUAAAUGAAGGGAACAUAAUUUUUCAUGUGAGAUUGAAGUCUCUAUCAUAGUUAUGUAUCAUUGUAUGCCUUCAACAGAUGAUCUUCACGACAAAAAUAGGUAGAGUGAUUAUGGUUUCUGUCCGGGGUCACAGAGUACUCUACAUUCAUCAAAAUUAUUUUCAUCACAAAGUUAACCACCUCAGUAUAUCUAUACUAAUAUAUUAAUCUACAGUGGUUUUUACGGAUGUUCCGUUAUAACUACUGAACCGUGCAUCCGAUUGACUUGAAACUUGUUAUCCAUGUAGAAAAUACAUGUACUUAAUGGAUAGGUUAAUAUUUAUAUGAGUGUUGGACUCCCUACACCAGUUGCAGGGGCGUUAAUGAUGAGAAUCUUUGUGGGGGUGAGAAAUAAUAAUGUAAAUUUUAAAUUCCCAGCGAAGCGGACGGGUACAGCUAGUACUAUUUAAAUUAUUAGUCUGGAUAAAUUACUCUCACAUUGUUACUUUUACUAACUAAAACUCUGUGAUUCCAUUCAAAUUCAUGUACGCCCCAAAUUAUUUAUUUUAUUAAUAGGCAGCUCUGUUGAAAUCACUUUUCUGCUAACUCUACCGAACUGAUGCCAUGAAAAUAAAACGAAUGAAUGAAACCGUUGAAAAAAAUAAGGAAUUGUUUACAGCCACUUAAUUUAACUCUUACGUGUAUCAAUUGAAUCUAUAAAGCAAUAUUAUAGACUGAAGUAUUAAAUAGAACUUUUGACCGCUCUUAUUGAAUAUUUAGCAUUAAUUUAUAUACCUUUAUAUAUGGUCAAAACUUUUAUGGAAUACUUGCGGGUAGAUGAAUGUUAAUCAAAACGUGGGAUUGUUUAUUUUUUCUAAUUGGGUAUACUAGUCCAGCAAAUUUUUUCCUCCUAAAAUAUGAGAUUUACGUCAAAAAAUCUACAAAUAAACGUCUUUGCUUCACGCCCUACUACUAAGAGUAUCUGUCUCAAUUCGUUCUAAGUAUGCGUUUAUCGAGUAUGCCAAAUUCGUCUAGCAGAACGCAUCAGUGAUUCUCAAACUUUAUGUGUAUUGUGUCCAUUUUACUCGACUUUGAGCUCCCUUUUUUGAGCUUUAGUAACCCGGUUCAGUAAAGUUAUAUUCAAAGGUCUCUUCUAUGCCGGUCAUUAGACCGUCGUAUCUUUAAUUAAACAAUAUAUGUACUGUCCAUUACACAUUAGAGACAUUAUUAAGUAAACAUAAAACUCUUAUUGAUACUUAUGUGUUAUUUGCUCUCUAUAUAUGAUUGUUUUUCUUUUCAUGGAAAAUCAAAUAUAUGCUCACGACGUGCUUGAAUAAGAUACUUUAUAGCGGAUUCCAUCUAUUGGGCCCCUUUUUUAAUAUACACUUUCGGAACCACUGCUCAUUAGUUUACACACACACAAACGAGGUAUCUGCUGUAAAUGAAUUUUCAAUUACAUAUAAAAUAUGUUAGAACGAUUACUUUGUCCAAUUGUUGUUGUUGUUGUUGUUCUUUUUUUGACGUAAAUCGUAUUCCAAUAAUGAUAAUUAUAGUGUGUAAUAAUUGUAAAUUGUGUCAUGUGUAAUUCUGUUACAUAAUUAUAAUAUGAUAUUAUUUUUGUUUUGUACGUAUUUUAAAAUGACGUUGACGAAGCGUAUUAAAUGUAAAGUAGGCGAAAUGAAACCUGUAAAUAAAUUUAAAGUUUAUAUAUAAAUAAACGGUCGCUGUUCUAAGAGGAUGGCGCUCACGAA